This is a messenger RNA of Amphiprion ocellaris (clown anemonefish), 3424 nucleotides long. It is a transcript of the gene pacsin2, whose product is annotated as protein kinase C and casein kinase substrate in neurons 2. Gene Ontology annotation, cellular component: plasma membrane; cytoplasm; endosome. The transcript has 12 exons. Gene Ontology annotation, biological process: regulation of endocytosis; cytoskeleton organization; plasma membrane tubulation. The record is from RefSeq and is a predicted model, not a curated record. Gene Ontology annotation, molecular function: protein binding; phospholipid binding. NCBI's taxonomy places the organism in Eukaryota, Metazoa, Chordata, Actinopteri, Pomacentridae. Bases 197 to 1714 code for a protein of 505 amino acids.
UGCGCGGUGUCGCACUUCGGGUAACUGACGUUGUCAGUCGGGCUGUCGAUCCAUGGUGCCGCUGCUGAGCAGAAAAACGGAGAAAAGACUUGUAAAUUGGCACCAGAAAGAGAAAUAACUCGAUUAAACAUAAACCCUCAAGAGGAAUAAACCGGUUCUAGGCCCUAUACACUGAGUGUAACUUUGGGCAGCAGCGAUGUCAGGCGCCUAUGAUGACUCCAUGAUCGAUGUCUCCAGUGAUAGCUUCUGGGAGGUUGGUAACUACAAACGUACAGUGAAACGGGUAGAUGAUGGCAAUCGGCUCUGCAAUGAUCUCAUGAACUGUCUUCAUGAGCGUGCACGUAUUGAAAAAGCCUAUGCACAGCAGCUCACAGAAUGGGGAAAGCGUUGGCGGCAACUCAUAGAGAAAGGCCCUCAGUAUGGUACGUUGGAGCGAGCGUGGUCUGCUCUAUGCACCGAGGCCGAGAAGGUGAGUGAACUCCACAUGGAGGUGAAAGCAGGACUGAUGGGAGAAGACUAUGAGAAGCUGAAGAACUGGCAGAGAGACUCCUACCACAAGCAGAUGAUCGGUGGCUUCAAAGAGACUAAAGAGGCAGAGGAUGGCUUUCGCAAGGCUCAGAAACCCUGGGCUAAGAAACUCAAAGAGGUGGAGACGAUGAAGAAAUCUUACCACUCUGCCUGCAAAGAAGAGAAGCUGGCAGCCAGCAGGGAGACCAACAGCAAACUGGAGAACAACAACAACCCUGAAGCCCAAAAGAAACUCCAGGAAAAGGUGGAGAAGUGUCAGCAGGAGGUGCAGAAGACUAAAGAACGCUAUGAAAAAUCGCUUGAAGAGCUCGACAAGUUGACCCCUCAGUACAUGGAGAACAUGGAGCAGGUGUUCGAGCAGUGGCAGCAGUUUGAAGACAAACGAAUUCGCUUUUUCAGAGAGCUACUGCUGGAGGUCAAACAGCACUUGGACCUUUCAUCCAAUCACAGAUUCCAGACUGUUUAUCACACGCUUGAAGACACAAUCUCUGCUACGGAUGCUGAAGAGGACCUAAAAUGGUUCCGGUCCAAUCACGGCCCUGGAAUGCCAAUGAACUGGCCCCAGUUUGAGAAUUUGGACUGGUCCCAUCCUCGCUCCUUUAAGAGAAGGUCCAUUGUAGACUGGUCCAUAGACCUGAACCGAACCCUCAGCAGACGAGAAAAGAAGAAACCGUCAGAAGGCGUCACGCUGACAGGCAUCAGUCAAACUGGGUCAGACCAGCCUGUUCAGCCUGCCAAGUCCAGCAGCAGCCUGACUGUGCCCGCUAGUACAGCGCCAGCGGGUUCGAACCCGUUUGAAGAUGAUGAUGAGGAGGAGGAGGAGGAGCAAGAGGCCGUGGAGCAGCAGACCACAGUCAACCACAUCAGUGUGAAUAAAGAGGAAAUAAAAACCGCGAGCAGUAUGGAAAAGACUCCAGACUGGUCGGAUGAAGACACAGGCGGUAACCCUUUCUCUGCCAAUGGUGAUGGUAACCCGUUUGAAGAGGAGCCAACCUCUCCGGUUAUAUCUGUGCCUGUCAGAGCCCUGUAUGACUAUGAAGGACAAGAGCAGGAUGAGCUGAGCUUCAAAGCAGGGGAUGAGUUUACCAAAAUUGGUGAGGAAGAUGAUCAGGGUUGGUGCAAAGGCCGACUCAAGGCUGGACAAAUAGGCCUGUAUCCUGCUAACUAUGUGGAAGACAUCCAGUAAUGAAUCAUCACGGAUGAAAUAAAUGUGAAGAAAGAAGACGAUAAUGUUAUAUGAGACUUGACAGUGCAGAUGGAAACGUGAGGCUCAAGACCUGUUUUCACCUCUUUUCUCCCUGAUGGUGAAGACUGGAUUGGAGUGGGAGAAGGACAGGGAAGAGAGGUAGCAGAUGACAAAAGGACCACUUAAGAUAUUGUUGCUUCUUACAGAUUGACCCUCGUGCAAAAGUGGAAAUUAACCACGAGUUUCCAGAUGAUUCCAGGAUGAUCACAGAGAACAGUUGCUGUCAGUGUAAGAUAUAUGUUACUUUGAAUCCAUUUAUGCUGUUACAGAAAUUGCUACUCAAGUAUAUAUUAGAUGAGACUCAAUGAAAUGUAUGUGUGAAUUUAUAUUUAAACAAAACACUGGGAUGACAGUCUGACAAAUCGUCUUGCAAUGUUCCAUGCAGCCUUAAUAUGCAAGCGACUUUUUAGUUCAUUAAGGGAGAUGAAUCUGGUUUUUUUUUUUCACGAUAAUAAACCAUUUCUUUUGAUGGAAUUCAGUCCAUAAAUGUUUAAUAAAUGUCAGAUUUUUCUUGAAAAAAUAGAACCUUAUGUUGAGACGUUUGUCAGAACUUGAUUUUAAACGAGUCCUUACAUUGUUCCUUCCGGGGUUUUGCUUUUUCAUUCAAUCCAUUACUGUUCUGGUUAUUUUAGAAGGAGUGAUGAUCAGUUGGGUCUUUUUCUUAUAUCGUCUUCAUUCAUUAGGCUGUAUCAUGUAGUCCCUGCAGUUGAAUGUAUAUUUACUGAUGGUAUUUCUCACUUAUUGAUUGUUCACUGUUGCUGAUGUUGCAACCACUGACCUGCCCCCUCCUGAAAAACUGUCCUUUCACAUAAAUCUCUACUUUCUGUCGAUGAUAGAUUGUAAAACUUUAUGGAUUUUUCUCAUGCAACACUGAAAGUUUAUCUGACUUGAAUUGUCAUGUUUUAGUUCUCACUUCUUGACAAAUGUCACGUCAUGGGAGAAUAUUUUAGUGCUUCGAAGAUAUAUUACAAGUUAUAGCAAUAAAACCACAGACAAUGGUAUUGCAUACAUGCAUGUAAAUAGCCUGGAUUUAACAGAACAAAUGAAGCAUUGCGAUCAGAUGAUAUGCAGUUGGAAAUUGAUGAUUGUUAAUUUAUGAUGCCACAAGUGCUUUUGUUCUACUCCUGUUAGAAUGCUGUGAUUGAGAAUCAGUUUGUACAUUAAUUGAAUGUUUUAUGACAAAUAUCCCUUGAAUCUAUUAUUUUGUUAUAAUUGUAAAUAUGUUUCUUCCUUCCCAGCGGGCCAUAUGCAUUUAAUUAAUCAGCAAAUACUAUGUGAAUAAUUGUUAAUUUUUUCUUAGGAGCUAUGACAUAAAUGGAUACAACUUUUUUCCCUAGCUUAAAUACACAUUUUGAUCAUUAGAUAUUUUAUCAGAUUGUGUUUUUGCAGAGAUGAACUGCAGACUUUUCACAGCUCUAAAUUCAUAAAUGCCUAAUGUAUGAGUUAAAACAUUUUUAGAAAGUGCUAUUUCAUGCCUUUAACUGCAGCAGGAGAGGAAGACGACUUGGUUGUCUUUUAACAGUGAGAAAAAGGUUUUCUUGCCAUGUUUUCAGGGCGUGCUGCUGUCAAAACGCAGCAACAACUGUACUUGCACAGUAAGAUUUGUAAAUGUUGUCCCACAACAUAAUAAAUGAAUUUAUUGGAAAAAUA